ACAAAGCAACUUCCUAUAAUAAUAAUUUCUCUCUUUCUCUCCCUCUCUAAAAUGGCUAAUAAUAAUAAUGUCUUUCUUCAAGGUACGACAGUACUCAAUUCCAAUAAUAUUAGCGCAGAAAGUGUUUGUGAUGAAAUUCCCACCAUCGACUACUUCAUGCACUUUUCUACUGAUCCUAAUCAACAAGCCAAAGCCCUCCAUUAUCUUACUAUCGCCUGCCAGAACUAUGGCUUCUUUUAUCUGGUGAAUCAUGGUGUUCCCGAAAGCGUUUUGAAGAGUGUUUUCAAAGGAGUAUCUGAUUUCUUUGAUCCAAUGGAGUUAGAAAACCGAAGGCAAUAUGACAGAAAGAGUUCCACAGAUAGGAUCCGAUGGGGCCACCGUUCGUCGCUUGGUGAGAACAGGGAAUAUCUCAAGAUGGCUACUCAUCCCCACUACCAUUGCCCUCAUAAACCAACCACUUUCAGUGAGGCUAUGGGAGAUUAUUACAGAAGAAUGAGAGAAGUGGUACAUGGGCUAGGAAAAGCAUUAUCGAAAACACUGGGAUUGGAAGAGUUGUUCAUAGAGAAGGCGUUGAAGUUGGAGUCAGGCUUUGAUGUGUCUUCCAUUAAUCUUUAUCCACCAAACUUCGAAUCCAAAAGUGGUGUGGGUAUUCCUGAGCACACUGACCCAGGCUUCUUUGUCUCCCUCACUCAAGAUGUUAAUGGAGGUCUUCAGAUUCUAUCCCACACCGGAAAGUGGAUCAACGUAAAUUAUAUGCCUUCUAAUGCUAUUUUGAUCAAUAUUGGAGAUCAUCUUGAGAUUCUGACAAAUGGAAAGUACAAGAGUCAUGUGCAUAGAGUGGUGGUAGACAACAACAAAGUAAAGAGAAUAUCUGUGGCUACACUUCACGGGCCAUCGUUGGAUGCAUUUGUAAAGCCAGCGCCGGAGUUCGUCGACGAUGACACUCACCCACCGGCGUAUGGUGGAGCCACCUACAAGCACUACUUGCAAGCCAAUGGUCAUGAUGAGAUUGAUGUUCAAUCUAGUAUUCACCAAUUUCGUUUCCAUUAAUUUCAUUUUAGCCAUUAUUAAUUAUUAUUUAAUAUAAAGUUAUAUGAUGGAAGGGAUCGAUGCAGUUUGAGGGUGAUAAUAAGUCUUGGUAUUUAUUACUAGUUUUGAAUCUUUAUUAAAUAAUGUUACAUAGUGUGGCAGUAUGUACCAUGUAAUAAAUAAAAUGUCAGGAUUAAUGCAUUUUGAAAUAAA
Molecule: messenger RNA, 1242 nt
Organism: Humulus lupulus (European hop)
Lineage: Eukaryota; Viridiplantae; Streptophyta; Magnoliopsida; Rosales; Cannabaceae
Product: 2-oxoglutarate-dependent dioxygenase 19-like
Exons: 4
Coding region: 52-1050 (332 amino acids)
Molecular function (GO): dioxygenase activity
Source: RefSeq, a predicted model, not a curated record